Molecule: messenger RNA, 5880 nt
Organism: Prionailurus viverrinus (fishing cat)
Lineage: Eukaryota; Metazoa; Chordata; Mammalia; Carnivora; Felidae
Gene: MAST2
Product: microtubule associated serine/threonine kinase 2
Exons: 29
Coding region: 296-5824 (1842 amino acids)
Biological process (GO): peptidyl-serine phosphorylation; intracellular signal transduction
Cellular component (GO): microtubule cytoskeleton
Molecular function (GO): ATP binding; microtubule binding; magnesium ion binding
Source: RefSeq, a predicted model, not a curated record
GGGGAGCCGGCGGCGGUGGUGGCGGCGGCUGCGGCGGCGGGUGGCCGGCCAAGCGUGUGCCUGGUGGGAGAAGACGGGCGGCGGCGAUGCUGCCGCCUCCCUAAGGAGCCCCGAGGAGGUUGCUGCGCUUGAAGCCCCAGAAAGCGCGGAAGAGCUGCGAGCUGGGUCGGUGGCUUCGGGCGCCUGCCCGGCCAUGGUGGCCGCGGGCGGUGGUUGGCGCGGCAGCGCUGCGGCCCGGGGCCGUUCGGGGCUGGGACAGUCGUGGCGCUGACGCCCGAGGGGCCCAGCCACAGAUAUGAAGCGGAGCCGCUGCCGCGACCGACCGCAGCCGCCACCACCGGCCGCCUGCAGGGAGGAUGGGGCUCAGCGGGCGGCGGAGCUGCCCCAACCCCAGCCCUUGCCGUCGCGCCGGCGAGCGCCUCCUGGGAGGCAGCUACUGGAGGAGCGGACCGGGCCCUCGGGCCCCGAGGUGAAGGAGCAGGAUGUGAUAACUGGACUUAGUCCCCUGCUUUUCAGGAAGCUCAGUAAUCCUGACCUGUUUUCAUCCACUGGAAAAGCUAAACUUCAACGACAACUUAGUCAGGAUGACUGUAAGUUGCGGAGAGGAAGCCUGGCCAGUUCUCUGUCAGGUAAGCAGCUGCUCCCCUUGUCCAGCAGUGUACAUAGCAGUGUGGGACAGGUGACUUGGCAGUCUUCAGGAGAAGCAUCAAACCUGGUUCGAAUGAGGAACCAGUCUCUUGGACAAUCUGCACCUUCUCUUACUGCCAGCUUGAAGGAGUUGAGCCUUCCAAGAAGAGGCAGCUUUUGUCGGACAAGUAACCGUAAGAGUUUGAUUGUGACCUCUAGCACAUCACCUACACUACCACGGCCACACUCACCACUCCAUGGCCACACAGGUAACAGUCCUUUGGAUAGUCCCCGGAAUUUCUCUCCAAAUGCACCUGCUCACUUUUCCUUUGUUCCUGCCCGUAGCCAUGGCCACAGAGCAGACAGGACUGAUGGACGGCGCUGGUCUUUGGCCUCUUUGCCCUCUUCAGGCUAUGGAACCAACACUCCUAGCUCUACUGUCUCAUCAUCAUGUUCCUCACAGGAAAAGCUUCACCAGUUGCCCUUCCAGCCUACAGCUGAUGAGCUGCACUUUUUGACGAAACAUUUCAGCACAGAGAGUGUACCAGAUGAGGAGGGACGGCAGUCCCCAGCCAUGCGGCCCCGUUCUCGCAGCCUCAGUCCUGGACGGUCCCCAGUUUCCUUUGACAGUGAAAUAAUAAUGAUGAAUCAUGUGUACAAAGAAAGAUUUCCCAAGGCCACUGCACAAAUGGAAGAGCGUCUUGCGGAAUUCAUUUCCUCCAACACUCCAGACAGUGUGUUGCCCUUGGCAGAUGGAACCUUGAGCUUUAUUCAUCAUCAGGUGAUUGAGAUGGCCCGAGACUGCCUGGAUAAAUCUCGGAGUCGUCUCAUUACAUCACACUACUUCUAUGAGCUUCAAGAGAAUUUAGAGAAACUUCUGCAAGAUGCUCAUGAGCGCUCAGAGAGUUCAGAAGUGGCUUUUGUGAUGCAGUUGGUGAAGAAGCUGAUGAUUGUCAUUGCCCGCCCAGCUCGGCUCUUGGAAUGCCUGGAGUUUGACCCUGAAGAGUUCUACCACCUGUUAGAAGCAGCCGAGGGCCAUGCCAAAGAGGGACAAGGGAUUAAAUGUGACAUUCCCCGCUACAUCGUUAGUCAACUGGGCCUCACACGGGAUCCCUUAGAGGAAAUGGCCCAGUUGAGCAGCUAUGACAGUCCUGACACUCCAGAGACAGAUGAUUCAGUUGAGGGCCGUGGGGCAUCUCUGACUAAAAAGACACCCUCUGAAGAGGACUUUGAGACCAUUAAGCUCAUCAGCAAUGGCGCCUAUGGGGCUGUAUUCCUGGUGCGGCAUAAGUCCACUCGGCAGCGCUUUGCCAUGAAGAAGGUCAACAAGCAGAACUUGAUCCUACGGAACCAGAUCCAGCAGGCCUUCGUGGAGCGUGACAUACUGACUUUUGCCGAGAACCCCUUUGUCGUCAGCAUGUUCUGCUCCUUUGAGACCAAGCGCCACCUGUGCAUGGUGAUGGAGUAUGUGGAAGGAGGAGACUGUGCUACUCUGCUGAAGAACAUCGGGGCCCUGCCUGUGGACAUGGUGCGUCUGUACUUCGCAGAAACCGUGCUAGCCCUGGAGUACUUACACAACUAUGGCAUCGUGCACCGUGACCUCAAGCCUGACAACCUCCUGAUUACAUCCAUGGGGCACAUCAAGCUUACUGACUUUGGCCUUUCUAAAAUUGGCCUCAUGAGCCUGACAACAAACUUGUAUGAGGGCCACAUUGAAAAGGAUGCCCGGGAGUUCCUGGACAAGCAGGUAUGCGGGACCCCGGAGUACAUUGCGCCUGAGGUGAUCCUGCGUCAGGGCUAUGGGAAGCCAGUGGACUGGUGGGCCAUGGGCAUAAUCCUGUAUGAGUUCCUGGUGGGUUGCGUCCCUUUCUUUGGAGAUACUCCGGAGGAGCUCUUUGGGCAAGUGAUCAGUGAUGAGAUUGUGUGGCCUGAGGGGGAGGAUGCACUGCCGCCAGAUGCCCAGGACCUCACCUCUAAACUGCUCCACCAGAACCCUCUGGAGAGAUUGGGUGCAGGCAGUGCUUUUGAGGUGAAGCAGCAUCCGUUCUUUACUGGUCUGGACUGGACAGGACUUCUUCGCCAGAAGGCUGAAUUUAUUCCUCAACUGGAGUCAGAGGAUGAUACCAGCUACUUUGACACCCGCUCUGAGCGCUACCACCACGUGGACUCAGAGGAUGAGGAAGAAGUGAGUGAGGAUGGCUGCCUGGAGAUCCGCCAGUUCUCAUCGUGCUCUCCAAGGUUCAGCAAGGUGUACAGUAGCAUGGAGCGGCUGUCCCUGCUUGAGGAGCGCCGGGCACCACCCCCCACCAAGCGCAGCCUGAGUGAGGAGAAGGACGACCGCUCUGAUGGCCUGGCAGGGCUGAAGGGCCGAGACUGGAGCUGGGUGAUUGGCUCCCCUGAGAUAUUGCGGAAGAGGCUGUCAGUGUCAGAGUCAUCCCACACGGAGAGCGACUCAAGCCCUCCACUGACAGUGCGACGCCGCUGCUCAGGUCUCCUGGAUGCUCCUCACUUCCCUGAGGGCCCUGAGGAGGCUAGCAGCACCCCCAGGAGGCAGCAGCUGGAGGGUACAUGGCUUCUGACACCCCCAUCUGGAGAAGGGGUAUCUGGGCCUGUCCCUGAACGGCCAGUAGAGCGGCGACUGAAGCUAGAUGAGGAGCCUGUUGGCCAGAGCUGCAGCUCCAGUCCAGGUGUGGCCCAGCAGGUGGCCAGGAGGCCUGGAAUGGAGGACGCUGCAGGCAGGCAGGGGGGUGAGGCUCCACUGCAUUGCAGGUUUCAGUGCUCACUUGGGCCCACAGCUCUGGAGACUCGAGGAGGCCGUGGGACCCCACAGCUGACUGAGGGAGCCACAGCCAAGGCCAUCAGUGACCUGGCGGUACGCAGGGCCCGCCACCGACUGCUCUCCGGGGACUCAGCAGAAAAGCGCACCACUCGCCCCAUCAACAAAGUGAUCAAGUCUGCCUCAGCCACAACCCUGUCCCUCCUCAUUCCUACAGAACACACCUGCUCUCCAUUGGCCAGCCCCAUGUCCCCACAUUCCCAGUCAUCCAACCCAUCAUCCAGGGACUCUUCUCCAAGCAGGGACUUUUUGCCAGCCCUCAGCAGCUCGAGGCCCCCCAUCGUCAUCCACCGAGCUGGCAAGAAGUAUGGCUUCACCUUGCGGGCCAUCCGUGUCUACAUGGGUGACUCAGACGUCUACACUGUGCACCACAUGGUGUGGCACGUGGAAGAUGGAGGUCCAGCAAGUGAGGCAGGACUUCGUCAGGGUGACCUCAUCACUCAUGUCAACGGGGAGCCUGUGCAUGGACUGGUGCACACAGAAGUGGUGGAGCUGAUUCUGAAGAGUGGAAACAAGGUGUCUAUUUCAACAACGCCCUUGGAGAACACAUCCAUUAAAGUGGGGCCAGCUCGGAAGGGCAGCUAUAAGGCCAAGAUGGCCCGAAGGAGCAAGCGGAACCGGGGCAAAGAUGGGCAAGAAAGCAAAAAAAGGAGCUCCCUGUUCCGGAAGAUCACCAAGCAGGCAUCCCUGUUGCACACCAGCCGUAGCCUUUCCUCCCUUAACCGCUCCUUAUCAUCAGGGGAGAGCGGGCCAGGCUCUCCUACACACAGCCACAGCCUUUCCCCCCGAUCUCCCACUCAGGGCUACCGGGUGACCCCUGAUGCUCUGCAUUCAGUGGGAGGAAAUUCAUCACAGAGCAGCUCCCCCAGCUCCAGCGUGCCCAGUUCUCCAGCCGGCUCUGGGCACACACGACCCAGCUCCCUGCACGGCCUGGCACCCAAGCUCCAGCGCCAGUACCGCUCUCCGCGGCGCAAGUCGGCCGGCAGCAUCCCUCUGUCACCGCUGGCCCAUACCCCUUCCCCACCGCCAGCAGCUUCACCCCAGCGCUCCCCAUCACCCCUUUCUGGACAUGGAGCCCAGGCAUUCCCCACCAAGCUUCACUUGUCGCCUCCUCUGGGCAGGCAGCUCUCACGACCCAAGAGUGCAGAGCCGCCCCGCUCACCACUACUUAAGAGGGUACAGUCAGCUGAGAAACUGGCAGCUGCGCUUGCUGCUUCCGAGAAGAAGCUAGCCACUUCUCGGAAGCAUAGCCUUGACCUGCCCCACCCCGAGCUAAAGAAGGAACUGCCGCCCAGGGAAGUCAGCCCUCUAGAGGUGGUUGGGACCAGGAGUGUGCUGUCUGGGAAAGGGUCACUGCCAGGGAAGGGGGUGCUGCAGCCUUCUCCCUCAUGGGCCCUAGGCGCUCUCCGACAGGACCGGGCUGAACGGCGAGAGUCGCUGCAGAAGCAGGAAGCCAUCCGUGAGGUUGACUCUUCAGAGGAUGACGCCGAGGAGGGGCCGGAGAACAGCCAAGGUGUACAGGAACCGAGCUUGGCACCAAGCCCAGAAGUGGGCCGGGACCCACCCCUCAGAGGAGCAGGAGAGGGUGAGGAAGAGGAUGCCUUCUUGUCUAGGGACCCCAAGAGCCAGGGCUCAGCGGCCCCAGGCCUGUUGACAGAGAUCACACUGAAGGAUCCCGGAAUGGAAGGCCCUAGUGUCCCCCAGAGGAGGCUUGGGAUCCCACAAGCCUUUGAGGAGGCUGCCAGCUCCUCAUCACCGGCCCCCAGCCUAGGUAAGGCUGGACCCACAGACCCUAUCCCUCCUGAAGGCUGCUGGAAGGCCCAGCACUUCCAUACCCAGGCACUAACAGCACUUUGUCCUAGCUCUUCAGGACUUCUCCCUACCAGUCCCUCUGCUGUCGCCUCGACCUCUGGAGAGCCAGGCCCAUGGGCCUGGAAAUUUCUUAUUGAGGGUCCAGACAGGGCAUCCCCAAGCAGAAAGGCAACAAUGGAAGGUGGGAUGGCCAGCUCCCAGGAUUUGGAAACCAUAACUCCAGUCCACUCAGAGAACCUGUCUCCCAGACAGGAGGUGAAGUCAUGGCCACCUGGUGCCCCUGGGCCGGUCCAUCCACCUUGUGAGUUUCCCCGCCAAACCUGGCUGUGGGAGCCCGAAUGUGCACAAAUAGAGAAAGAGGAGCCAGCCCUGGGCAUCACCAAAGUGCCUGAUGCCUCAGGUGAUAGGAAGCAGGACAUUCCACGAAGAAGCUGCCCUCUCACCCAGGAGCCUGGGCCCAGCCUGCUCCGGAGAGGCCGAGACCCAACAGGCCCUCAAAAGCAUCAGGACUUGGCAUUGGUGCCUGAUGAGCUUUUAAAGCAAACCUAACAGUCGUUUGCCAUUUCUUGCACUCAGAUCUGUGUAAUACAUGCUCUUGGAAACCA